This is a messenger RNA of Mustela lutreola (European mink), 1184 nucleotides long. It is a transcript of the gene NUDCD2, whose product is annotated as NudC domain containing 2. Gene Ontology annotation, biological process: protein folding. Lineage: Eukaryota; Metazoa; Chordata; Mammalia; Carnivora; Mustelidae. The record is from RefSeq and is a predicted model, not a curated record. The coding region runs from base 302 to 775 and encodes 157 amino acids. Gene Ontology annotation, cellular component: cytoplasm. The transcript has 4 exons.
GAAGUUCGAGGGUACGCUUUUGGCGUCAUAUAGGUGGCAGUGCAGAGAGUUCUAGUUUCACAGGUUCCGACCUUCUCCCACCGUUCUUUGGGUGUAAACUUCCCCAGAUUUUAAUUCUUUUAAACUGCCAGCGCCCUAAAUGGCCACUGAAAAGGAAAAAGGAACAUGCUGAGACAUCAGCCUGCAUCCCUGCGCAUGUGCAGUGACCUGAGCUGCGAGUCCUGGGCGUGGCCUGAGCGUGGAUACUUCGCGCUUGCGCUCCUCUCGCUCCGUGCGGCUGCUGCCGGGAGGCUCCUGGAGUAUGUCGGCCCCGUUUGAGGAGCGCAGUGGGGUGGUUCCGUGCGGGACGCCGUGGGGCCAGUGGUACCAGACCUUGGAGGAGGUGUUCAUUGAAGUUCAGGUGCCGCCUGGCACUCGCGCCCAGGAUAUCCAGUGCGGCCUGCAGAGCCGGCAUGUGGCGCUGGCCGUGGGUGGUCGCGAGAUCCUCAAGGGCAAGCUCUUUGAUUCAACAAUAGCUGAUGAGGGAACAUGGACUUUGGAGGACAGGAAAAUGGUCCGUAUUGUUCUUACAAAGACAAAGAGAGAUGCAGCCAAUUGUUGGACUUCUCUUCUGGAAUCUGAAUAUGCAGCUGAUCCUUGGGUGCAAGACCAAAUGCAGAGAAAACUUACAUUAGAGAGAUUCCAGAAGGAAAAUCCUGGUUUUGACUUCAGUGGAGCAGAAAUCUCAGGAAACUACACUAAAGGUGGACCAGAUUUCUCAAAUCUUGAAAAAUAACUACUGCUUUUCUUUUGCUGCAUUCUGUGGAUCCCAGCAAAGUUGCCAACGUAAAGGAACAGAUUAUGUGGGGGAAGGAAAAUGUGGAUACCUGCAGUUAACAAAUUGCAAAAUAGAUUUAACUAUGGUUCUAAAAUUGCAUUCAAAUAUCAUUUACAUAGGAAACAUCUUAAAUACUGUGGAAACUAUUCUACUGAUAGAGAGUAACUUUUUUUGGACUUGUUUUUUUGCUCAGCAUGAAGUUUUAUAUGCUGCAUUUUACUAAUUUCAUAUUUAACCUGUAUUUUUAAUACAAAAAACAUUAGGGUCUAGAUCAUGUGAAAUGACCAGUGCCUUCAGGGACAAUUAAAUUUUUCUUUCAAUAAGUGUAAUGCAGGAAUAAUGUUCAAUAAACUUUUCUAAAUAGGAA